Corticium candelabrum is the source of this 2003-nucleotide messenger RNA. Its product is annotated as zinc finger protein 391-like. Gene Ontology annotation, biological process: regulation of transcription by RNA polymerase II. The record is from RefSeq and is a predicted model, not a curated record. NCBI's taxonomy places the organism in Eukaryota, Metazoa, Porifera, Homoscleromorpha, Homosclerophorida, Plakinidae. Gene Ontology annotation, molecular function: RNA polymerase II cis-regulatory region sequence-specific DNA binding; DNA-binding transcription factor activity, RNA polymerase II-specific. The coding region runs from base 130 to 1584 and encodes 484 amino acids. The transcript is spliced from 2 exons.
GCAUGCUUUUUUGCUCAUUUCAGCGAAGAGUUGCCGAGAUUCUAUGUCUUCCGGCUUUAGUGGGAGGGAUUAUCCGGGUGUUACUUGUAUUACUACUAAUGCCUCAGAUAUCCCGUAUCAUAAUGAGCUAUGGAUCCUGGCUCUCUGAGUCAGAUUGAGACGGAGUUUCUGCAGUGGGCACGUCUCGGGCUAGAAGCAGUCGGACACGUCACGCAAGAAGACGUCAGCUUGGGCAGAGUCCCCGGGCGAGAGCUUAUCAGACGUCUCUCUAGUCAUGUCUAUGUGCCUGAGUUAGUGAGCAUACAGCGUCGUUUUGGGUAUGCGGAUUGUCUAGCAACAUCAGGGUCUGUCACUUUGAGCUACUAUCCUGACGUUGGACCUGUGGGGUCCCCCGUUUCACAGUCGCCAUUUCCGGAAAAGGAACAGGAAAAUUGUGUUGAUAUGCGCUCACCUAGUACUACACUAUCAAUUGAGAGAAGUUCUGUGUCCUCACAACCUCUCUCACCACUAGAAAUGAUGGAUGGCGUGACACUACAGGAAACGUCUGCAACUAUGGGAUCUUAUCUGACAGAGAACGAUUUUUACUCGAAGUUGAGAAUGUUGAGUGAAGUGAGCAUCAUGAAGGAGACUCUGGAGCAUCAGAACGGUCGAACAAUGAACAACUACUGUCACUCUCCUCUCCCAGAAGAAUCACAGAAUGGCAGCGAAGUCUCAGACUCUAACACACCUGAUGAACAUCACGGGCUUACCAAUGGCACCAUCAAUGGCACUGUUGACUCGGAAGCAGCCAAAUUUCAAAUCUACGUCAAUGAGCAGGUUUCCAAUCCAGUCCAGGUUGCAGCUACUGCCAGGAUCUCUCUUCUCAGAUCAGGAAUUGUAUUUCCUGUCGGUGACUUUCAGUUAUCUCCCACUCAACCUCAGUACAGCAACAAGAUGUGGUACAGCGCGAUUCCCGUCUCUAAUAACCACGGAAGACAUCUCCAAUUGCCAUCAUUUCAAGUAGAGGUCAAUGGUAUCAAGCACAGUGAUGGGAACGAAGAGAGUGACACCUACAAAGUAAAGACGGAAUGUCCGGAUUGUGUUGAAAACUGCAACGGGGAUGUGGAGGCGUUGACUUCCUCAUCCACUUUCCCUGAGCCCAAACACAGUGAAGCAGGUCCAUAUCAUUGUGACCUCUGUGGAGAUGGCUUUACCACAACGAAUCUUCUCGGUCAACACAUGAGGGUUCACACAAUGUGCAAACCGUUCACGUGUCACUACUGUGAGAAGACGUUCACUCAGAGAUCCCACCUGACGCGCCACCUGUACACUCACACAGGUGAGAAACCAUACAAGUGUCCACACUGCGAUCGAUCAUUCGCUCGAUCGACGACCCUCACCGAUCACAUUAACACACACACACGGUCUCGACCCCACAAGUGCUGGUACUGUGACAAAUCGUUCAACCAGAAGUCUGGACUGCGGUACCACAUCCGGACACACACAGGGGAACGACCCUUCGACUGUCCCAAAUGUUCUCGAUCGUUCAUCUCCUCAUCGCAGCUUGUCAAGCACAUCUGUCGACCAGAAGUCUUCAAGUCAUGAGACAUUGAUAUCGAAUCAUUCAUAUUUUGAGAUAUUGAAUAAACGGUUGCGCCGGUUUCCCUUCCUUUAUGUAGACAAGGGGGUUUAGAUCUUCGCAAUAUCUGGGCAUUUGCCCGCAUAAUUAAAUUUGAAUCAUCAAUCUGAAUGGGUGACGCGUGCUGGUAGACACAGUACACAGUCUCUCUGUUCAAACGGUUGAUGUGGCUGUGACAGUUGAUGUAACGCGGACCGUUGGUAGGCCGAUUUAUACUAUCAGCACUUUAAUUUCACUUGCUUCUAAUGUUUUUGUGUACAAUACAAGUAGAUUGACGGUUUGAAUAAGAAACGAACGCAGACUUGGUUGCCUGUCUCGUCUGCGUGACUUACCUAAUGCUGUCAGACAUUGUGAUUUCCCUUUUUUUGAUAACAUGUAUGCAUGG